CGGCGGCGGCGGCUCGCGCGGAGGAGAGCUGAGCCCGGGCGGCAGCGGGCGGCGUCGAGCGGGGCUGAGCGGUGCGGGCUGGUGCCCAGCGGCCGGGCGGGAAGGAGGGUCGGUACCCGCCGCCGUGAGAGCUGAAGCGGGAGGUCAGCGGGAGCGAGGAGCCGCGCCGCCGCCAUGGGGAACCGCGGGAUGGAGGAUCUGAUCCCGCUGGUCAACCGGCUGCAGGACGCCUUCGCCGCCAUCGGGCAGAACGCUAACCUCGACCUGCCGCAGAUCGCCGUGGUCGGGGGGCAGAGCGCCGGCAAGAGCUCGGUGCUGGAGAAUUUCGUCGGGAGGGACUUUCUGCCACGUGGCUCUGGCAUCGUGACCAGGCGUCCUCUGGUCCUGCAGCUGGUGAACGCCAGCACAGAAUAUGGAGAGUUCCUGCACUGCAAAGGAAAGAAAUUCACAGAUUUUGAGGAGAUCCGUUUGGAGAUUGAGGCUGAAACGGAUCGUGUUACUGGCUCCAACAAAGGGAUUUCCCCAGUGCCCAUCAACCUCAGAGUCUAUUCUCCUCAUGUCCUGAACCUGACGUUGGUGGAUCUACCAGGCAUGACCAAAGUCCCGGUGGGCGAUCAGCCCCCUGACAUAGAGUUCCAGAUCCGAGAUAUGCUUAUGCAGUUUGUCACCAAAGAGAAUUGCCUCAUCCUGGCAGUGUCCCCAGCCAACUCUGAUUUGGCCAAUUCUGAUGCCCUGAAGGUUGCGAAGGAGGUGGAUCCUCAAGGGCAACGCACUAUUGGAGUCAUCACUAAGCUGGAUCUUAUGGAUGAAGGAACUGAUGCUAGAGAUGUAUUAGAAAAUAAAUUACUUCCCCUUCGCAGAGGUUACAUUGGUGUAGUCAACAGAAGUCAGAAGGACAUUGAUGGCAAGAAGGACAUUCAGGCAGCUCUGGCUGCAGAGAGAAAGUUCUUUCUCUCCCACCCAGCCUACAGACACAUGGCUGAUCGUAUGGGAACCCCCUACCUGCAGAAAGUAUUGAACCAGCAAUUGACCAACCACAUCCGUGACACCCUGCCAGGGCUGCGGAACAAGCUGCAGAGCCAGCUUCUCUCCAUUGAGAAGGAGGUGGAGGAGUAUAAGAACUUUCGCCCUGAUGACCCUGCUCGCAAGACCAAAGCUCUGCUUCAGAUGGUCCAGCAGUUUGCUGUGGACUUUGAGAAACGCAUUGAAGGCUCUGGAGACCAAAUUGAUACCUAUGAGCUGUCAGGAGGAGCCAGAAUUAACCGCAUCUUCCAUGAACGUUUCCCCUUUGAGCUGGUGAAGAUGGAGUUUGAUGAGAAGGAGCUGCGACGAGAGAUCAGCUACGCCAUCAAGAACAUCCAUGGUAUCAGAACCGGUCUCUUCACACCCGACAUGGCCUUUGAGACCAUUGUGAAAAAGCAGGUGAAGAAGAUUAAAGAGCCUUGCCUGAAAUGCGUGGACAUGGUUAUUUCGGAGUUAAUCAAUACCGUUAGACAGUGCACCAAGAAGCUCAGCCAGUACCCUCAUCUGCGUGAGGAGAUGGAGAGGAUUGUGACAACUCAUAUCCGUGAGAGGGAAGGCAGGACCAAAGAUCAGGUUAUGCUUCUAAUAGACAUUGAGCUGGCUUACAUGAACACAAACCAUGAGGAUUUCAUUGGCUUUGCCAAUGCUCAGCAGAGGAGCAGCCAGAUGAGCAAGAAGAAGGCAGCUGGCAACCAGGAUGAGAUCCUGGUCAUCCGAAAGGGCUGGCUCACCAUCAACAACAUUGGGAUCAUGAAGGGUGGCUCCAAGGAGUACUGGUUUGUCCUCACAGCAGAGAACCUCUCCUGGUAUAAGGACGAUGAGGAGAAGGAGAAGAAGUACAUGUUGCCAGUGGACAACCUGAAACUGCGAGAUGUUGAGAAGGGGUUCAUGUCCAGCAAGCACAUCUUUGCUCUCUUCAACACUGAACAGAGGAAUGUUUACAAGGACUACCGACAGCUGGAGCUGGCCUGUGAGACCCAGGAGGAGGUGGAUAGCUGGAAGGCUUCCUUCCUUCGUGCAGGCGUCUACCCAGAACGUGUUGGGGACAAGGACAAAGCCAGUGAAGCAGAGGAGAAUGGAUCAGACAGUUUCAUGCACUCCAUGGAUCCUCAGCUGGAGAGACAAGUGGAAACGAUCAGGAAUCUGGUGGAUUCCUACAUGGCAAUUGUCAACAAAACCAUCAGAGACCUCAUGCCGAAGACAAUCAUGCACCUCAUGAUAAACAAUACAAAGGACUUCAUUCAUUCGGAGCUGCUGGCAAACCUGUACUCCUGUGGCGACCAGAAUACUCUGAUGGAGGAAUCAGCAGAGCAGGCCCAGCGACGUGACGAAAUGCUGCGCAUGUACCAUGCCCUGAAAGAGGCCCUCAACAUCAUCGGGGACAUCAACACCAGCACUAUCAGCACCCCAAUGCCCCCACCGGUGGACGACUCUUGGCUGCAGGUGCAGAGCGUACCGUCUGGACGCAGGUCUCCUACGUCCAGCCCCACGCCGCAAAGGAGAGCUCCCGCUGUGCCCCCCGCCAGGCCUGGCUCUCGAGGCCCGGCUCCUGGGCCACCUCCUGCUGGUGGGUCAGCGCUGGGUGGUGCCCCCCCAGUGCCCUCCAGGCCAGGUGCCUCUCCUGAUCCCUUUGGGCCCCCACCUCAGGUUCCUUCUCGACCUAAUCGUGCUCCUCCUGGUGUUCCCAGCAGAAGGGGCCCUGCCUCACCUACUCGACCUACCAUAAUCCGACCGGCUGAACCGUCCCUCUUAGAUUUAUAACUCGAGGCUGCAGACAGCUGGCGACGAGCGCCGUGCUGGCGGCUUCCCCAUCCCACCUCCCUUCCACAGCCACAGUCACUCUCAUCCAUCCCACACCUGCCUCCCCCCAUCCCUUCCCACUGUGUGGUACAGCACUAGCCUAGUGAUCGAGCUCUUCGUCUCCACUCGUGCGUCCCGUAUUGCUUUGUGAGCGUAGCGUAGCCUUCAUUCAGUGGCACGGAUCCCACAAACACAGGCUCCUGGGAGAGAUCAGCCACAGGGACGUCCCUCAGUCCGCACGUUGGCUGUCUGUCCUGUUCUCACCCGCCUGUCUGGCCUGGAUCAGUGUCCUGCCUGCAUCACCUAGCUGUAGCACCACCUAGGACUGAGCUGUAGUGACUUCCUUGUAGUUAAGAAGAUACAAGCGUGACUUAGAAGCGAAAACGCUGUCAAAAUGUGACGCUCUUAGGAACGGAUUAAAUGUCCUGCGUAUUAGUUUGACUUCCAAGGUGCAAAAACUCAUGUUGGGAACAGUGCAAUCUACCUUAUAUCAAAGCGAGGCAGGGAGGUGAGGAGGGGGAGCUUGAUGGGGAGCACACAGACCUGGUGCUCAGCUCCCAUCAGAGCCGGGGAUGCUGUGGGUGCAGCCGUGCUCCUGUCAGGCUGUGCUCCAUCACACUGGGCUCAGCCCCAACCCAGCAGGGAGAGGGGAUGGCUGCUGCUGCUCCCCCUGCAAACGGACAACCCAAUGUUUUCAGGGAGUUUGCUGCGUGAUGUUCUAUUGAAGCUAUUUCUGCUCUGAAUAAGCACAUCUUUCUGUGUUUUUUGGGUACUGUGGUGACUUCUUCCGUAGCCUUUUCUUGCAUGUGGAUGGUACGUGUUUGGGGAACUUGUAACUGUUGCUUAUCACAACUCAUCCCCCUAAGGCUUGAUUUCUACUCUUCAUGUUAUGUGUAUUAAAAAUACUACAAAAAAAAAAAAAAAAAGACUUCAGCAUUAAAAAUAUACCACCCUGUGCAUCUGGGCUGUUGUGUCUUCACCAGCAGUGAGCCACCCAUGUCGCAGCUGAUUUGCUUUAAGGUUAUCUUUUUGCAGUGUCUUCAGUUUCUGUUGCGUGGCUCCUCUAUUGUUCUGAUGCCAAUUCCUUUCUGUAUUUUAACCACUGUUUUACUGCUUCUCCCCCUCUCCCUUCCUUUCCCCUUUUCCUGUUUUGUUUCCAGCCGGCCGGGUAAGGCCAGCCCCUCCCGCCCGGAGAGCCCCAAGCCACCAUUUGACAUGUAGUGCUGCUCCCUCCGAGACUCUUUGCCUGCUCUUAGCUGUUCUGUCCGGGAGUGUUCUGACUCAGCUCUCACCCCUGGUUUGUUCUGUUUGUAUUUGUGACACACACCUAUCGGCUGUGACUGUAGUAAAGCUGUAUUUGAUUCCCAGCUGCUUCGAGGAGUUGAAAUUGUAGUAACGAGAAACGUAUCUUUACUGUUAUAAAUAUCUAUAAAUAUAUAUAUAUAUAAAGAUGGAAAAUCUAUAUAUGUCCAGGUGUUUAAAGCCGUUUUGUGCUUCCAUGUGGAUAUUAGGAAACGCUUCAGUAGGGAAAAGAAUAUCGCUAUACAUAUAUAUAUACAUCCUGAGAAGUGAACCAAAUCCCAGUGUUGAAUUUUUGAGCCGACUGUUCAAUUCUCUGCUGUGUGCAGUUGGGUUCCUGUGUUACCCCAGAGCUGUGGGUGAACGUCUCGGUGCUGGUGGUAGCUGUGCUGCAGUCUGUGAUCUACUGUCACUCUCGUUAAUUGGAUGAAAUAAACUAUUGUUUCUGUAUAA
Molecule: messenger RNA, 4575 nt
Organism: Phasianus colchicus (ring-necked pheasant)
Lineage: Eukaryota; Metazoa; Chordata; Aves; Galliformes; Phasianidae
Gene: DNM1
Product: dynamin 1
Biological process (GO): synaptic vesicle budding from presynaptic endocytic zone membrane; receptor internalization
Cellular component (GO): synapse; cytoplasm; plasma membrane
Molecular function (GO): microtubule binding; GTPase activity; GTP binding
Source: RefSeq, a predicted model, not a curated record